Messenger RNA from Phytophthora nicotianae INRA-310, 360 nucleotides. RefSeq lists its product as hypothetical. Gene Ontology annotation, molecular function: nucleic acid binding. The transcript is spliced from 2 exons. Lineage: Eukaryota; Oomycota; Peronosporomycetes; Peronosporales; Peronosporaceae. The coding region runs from base 1 to 360 and encodes 119 amino acids. The record is from RefSeq and is a predicted model, not a curated record.
AUGGAUGAGAGCGCAAAAAUUGUCAUCCAGCAGGACAACGCUUACCCUCACAUUGCUACUGAUGACCCUAGAUUUCUAAAAGCUGUAGCACAAGGCAAACGGCAGGAACAGCAUCUAACUCGAGACUUUGACGAGCUCAUUGCAGUCGUCAAAGUUGCAUAUUGGGAGCUACCACCGCCUACUAUCAAUGCCGCAUUUCUAAGAUUGCAAACGACAAUGAAUAAGUGCAUCGAGGAGAAAGGUGAGAACGACUUUAAACCUGUUCACAACAUGGGGAAAGUUCACCUGGCGAAGGAGGGAAGACUUCCCCUCAGCAUCCGAUGCUCGAUUACGGCUUCUGAGGUCCUGUCUCUACCGUAG